UUUGUAUUUUUAGUAGAGACGGGGUUUCACCAUGUUGACCAAGCUGGUCUCGAACUCCUGACCUUGGGUGAUCCACCCCCCUCAGCCUCCCAAAGUGCUAGGAUUACAGGCAUGAGCCACCGCACCUGGCUGUACCAGGGUUUUCUAUUGAGUUUCUUGCCAAGGGUGACUUCCAAUAACAACCUCCCCUUGCACUUUGCUUAGGACUGGAAAGCUCAGGCAGCGCAGGGUGAAUAAAAGCCUGAGUAGUGCAGUUCCCAUGGAGGGGCGGGGGGGGGCCACAAGGUGGGCAGCAGCAGGGAUGGGUAUUGUGAGGCGUUGGGGGGGUGCUGUGGGGCUGGACAUUGUGAGACACUAGCCUGACCUGGCUGUUUCCUGGUAACCAGGUGACAUAGGAAGCUUUGUGGAUUAUAGGCAUCAGCCAGGGCCAGCAACCCUCAGUCAGCUGGCAAUGGAGGGAGGAGGAGCUCCGACUGUGCUCUUUGACGGCAGUUUUUGUGCCUCUCGGCACUUGUGUUCGUUUAUUUUUCAAAGAAGACAGCAGGUCCCCGACCUCGUAGACCAGCUAGUUUGGGAGGUGGUGGCAGAAUAAGGGCUGAGGCCCCAGAUCUGCCUGGGGUCAGGCUGCUUCUAAAAGUGCAAGGCCACCCUCAGUAGUAUGGCUGCCAGGGCAACAUAGUUACAAUUUCAUUGAAGGCUGAGGCAGGAGUGGAGAGGCGUGGAGAGGCCCCAUGGGGAAUAUACUGACCUGUUGUAUCAGCUCCAACUGUGGCUGGUGCAGGGGGAAGGAGGCACCCUGUUAUGAAUCUGAUAUUUAUGAGGCUGUGGCUGUUGCAACAUCAGAAUCCACUACUGUAGAGCCUGGCAAGCUGGAUGUGGGAGCCACGGAGGGCCAAGACCUGCAGCACAUCAGCAACCAAAAGACGCCCACAGGUCCCCCUGAGGACCGCCUGAGUUUAAAAUUUCUACCACCAAGUGAGGAAGACGAUGAUGCCAAGAUUUUACCAUCACCUGUCCAGGGUUCUUCUGAGGACAACCUGAAUUUAGUAUGCCCACCACGAAGUGAAGAUUAUGAUGGUGAUGAUAUUGAGGCCCAGCUUUUACAGUUACCUGUCCUGGGUGGCUGUUACCAGUUUGAUAGCAGUUGUUGUUCUUCUGAGGACAACCUGAGUUUAGUAUGCUUACCACCAAGUGACGUUGAUGAUUUGGAUGAUGAUGUUGCUGAGGCCCAGAUUUUACCAUCACCUGUCCAGGCUUCGCCGGAGGACCGCCUGUUUUUAAGACGCUUACCACGAUGCAAAGAUGAAGAAGAUGAUGAUGAUGAUCUUGAUGCCCACAUAACAGCUCAGAAAGAAAACGACUUGACGCUGGAGAGUCUAAGUGACGAGGAGAUUCAUCCAGUAGAGACAAGGUCUAAAGAUGGCCCGUUUUUAAGAUGCUCACCACGAUGCAAAGAUGAAGAAGAUGAUGAUGAUGAUCUUGAUGCCCACAUAACAGCUCAGAAAGAAAACGACUUGACGCUGGAGAGUCUAAGUGACGAGGAGAUUCAUCCAGGGCUGGUGAAUUACCAGAUCUCCGUCAAGUGCAGCAACCAGUUCGAGUUGGAAGUGCGUCUUUUGGAUGCAGAAAACAAAGUCGUGGACAACAGGGCCGGGACCCAGGGCCAGCUGAAGGUGCUGGGUGCCAACCUCUGGUGGCCGUACCUGAUGCACGAACACCCCGCCUACCUGUACUCGUAGGAGCUGUUGUAGGUGCUGCUGACUGCACAGAUGUCACUGGGGCCUUUUUCUGACUUCUACACGCCGUACGGGGAUCUGCACUGUGGCUGUCACCGAGAGCCAGUUCCUCAUCAGUGGGAAACCUUUAUAUUUCCACGGCAUCAACAAGCAUGAGGAUGCGGCCAUGCGUUGGGGCUCCUGGGUCCUCGUGGGGGCUGCUUCUGGUCACCUUCCACUUUCACCUUCCCUGUGUCCCGCAGUUGAGGGCAGCUCAGGGCAAUGAGGCAAAUGGCUCCAAACGUCCCCCCAGUGGAGCCGGUGGUUGGGCUGGAGAGAGGGGGCUCAUGGGGUGGCUCUCCAGGGUCCUGGCUCUCGGAGGAAGUGCAGCUUCGACAGGGACAGGGGUCACUCGGCUCUGCUGUCCCCUAGAUCCGAGGGAAGGACUUCGACUGUCUGCUGCUGGUGAACGACUUCAACCUGCUUCGCUGGCUUGGUGCCAACACCUUCCGCGCCAGCCACUAUCCCUACGCGGAGGAGAUGCUGCAGAUGUGUGACCAGUAUGGGAUUGUGGUCAUCGCUGUUCAACAACGUGUCUAUGCAUCACUACCUGUGGGUGAUGGAGGAACCAGUGCGCAGAGACAAGAAUCACCCCGCCGUGGUGAUGUGGUCUGUGGCCAACGAGCCUGCAUCCUACCUGGAAUCUGCCAGCUAUUAGAUCAAAUGACGUCUCGCUCUGUCGCUCAGGCUGAAGUUCAGUGGCACGAUCUCGGCUCACUGCAACCUUCACCUCCCAGGUUCAAGCAAUUCCCCUGCCUCGGCCUCCCCAGUAGCUGGGACUACAGUAGGGACGGGGUUUCACCAUGUUGACCAGGCUGACCUCGAACUCCUGGCCUCAAGUGACCUGCCUGCCUCAGCCUCCCAAAGUGCUAGGAUUACAGGUCGGGUGCAGGGGCUCAUGCCUGUAAUCCUAACACUGACAGGAGUCCAGGAGUUCAAGACUGCAAAUGAGCUAUGAUUGUGCCACUGCACUCCAGCUGGAGGCAACAGAGAAAUCCUGCGUGAGCAUAAAACUGAAGUAAAUGGAUUGGAUGGAAUUGGAAUCAAGAGUGACUCCUGGAUUUACAUAACAGGAUGAAGCCUCGCUCUGUUGCCAGGCUGGAGUGCAGUGACGCAAUUGUGGCUCACUGCAACCUCCACCUCCCGGGUUCAAGGAAUUCUCCUGCCUCAGCCUCCCGAGUAGCUGGGAUUACAGCAUCCCACAACCAUGGCUGGCAGAUGCCAAGGGGAUAUGUGAGAUGGCCCAGCUCCAGGAUGAAACUCAACUUGAGGGAAGCUGGGGAGAGCCUCACAGCACUGGACAAGCCAUCGGAUGGCACUGCCCCCAGGGACACACCCAGGGGCGUGGAUAGGGAUACGGAAGACCUAAGGCAAAGGGUGGCUUCAGACAUGACAGCAGAUCAGCCGCUGGGGAAAUGCCAGAGGGGAUUUGACAGCUGGGCCAGGUGUUCCAGGACAGCACUUUCCAAAAGAUUUUCCAUCCAAACUUCCAGCAAGAAGUAGAUCUUCCAUCGUUACCCAGAGCAUAUCUACUCAUUCAGAUGAAGAAAACAACUCUUUGACAUGCAUUAUCUCCCAACACCAACCUCAAUCCAGCCCUGGAAAGUGAGCAGAGCCAGCAGCAUUUCCAGCCCUACCUCUGGAGGAAGGAGAGGAACCUGAGACUCUUGGGUGACCUGAGGUGUCUCUGGCAGCACCAGCAAAAGAGCCUGGCCCUGGCCGCCCAGCAUAGGUGCUCAGUCCCUCCUGACUGCCACUGCUCCCUCAACACCAAAGCACGGGGUCCUGAGAUGUUGGGAGAGGGUGGGGGAUGCUGGGCUGGGAGAGGGCCUGGGGGCCUGUCAGAAGCCAUGACAUGAUGCACUCACCGCUCGGGAGGAAGCUACUGGCCUUUGAGUGAAAUCGGUAAGUAUGAACUCUGGAGAUGUAUCGUACAACAUGGAGUCUACAGUUAAUAAAUGUAUUGUAUACUGGAAAA
Molecule: messenger RNA, 3753 nt
Organism: Pongo pygmaeus (Bornean orangutan)
Lineage: Eukaryota; Metazoa; Chordata; Mammalia; Primates; Hominidae
Product: aspartate-rich protein 1
Exons: 24
Coding region: 732-1739 (335 amino acids)
Source: RefSeq, a predicted model, not a curated record